GAAAACUGCAAAAUGAAGAAUUCUCUGGGAAAAUGUCAAUCAUAAUUGAAUAAACAAUAUUUGCAGUUUUGUUUACGUUUUCCUAAGAACUACUGUUCAAAAUAUGGCAUCUACUAUUGACGAAGAGUCCACAACCAAACCAGCUGCCACCAGCGAUGAGGAUCCACUCGCCGAGGAACGACUUGGCUAUGUACGCGAAGUAGGCUCACAAGCUGUUUGGAGCUUGUCAUCCUGCAAGCCAGGAUUCGGCGUUGAACGCUUGCGUGAUAAUAUAAUGGACACAUACUGGCAAUCAGAUGGCCAACUGCCUCACUUGGUCAACAUCCAGUUCCACAAACGCACCAACAUCAGCCAGAUUUACAUAUACACCGACUACAAGUUGGACGAAAGCUAUACUCCAUCGCGAAUUUCGAUACGCUCCGGCACCAACUUCAAUGAUCUGCAGGAGCUUCAGGUCAUAGAUCUGACCGAGCCGAAUGGCUGGGUGCAGAUACCCAUUAAAGAUGGCAAUGUGAAGUCGCUGCGCACUUUCAUGCUGCAAAUCGCCGUAAUUUCGAAUCAUCAAAAUGGCCGUGACACUCAUAUGCGGCAAAUUCGCGUUCACGCCCCUUGUGGCGGAGAAAGCAAGCACUAUCCCCUCGAGCUCUUUGGCAAAUUCGGAACCGUUGACUUUCAAAAAUUUGCUACCAUACGUUAAUUUGAAAUGAAAUACUCUGAACAUCUAUAAUUUUCCAUUGGAGUAUUCACUGUAAAUUCGUUGAGUAUGACGGUCCAUUGAUUCCUCACGUAAAUCAGUUAUUUUAAGUUUAUUUAUAUAGUUAGUUGGUAAAGAAAAUCGCAUAAUCAAACAUUUUAUUAAAAUGUCCUCUACUAUUGGAAUCAAUUUAA
Drosophila mojavensis is the source of this 888-nucleotide messenger RNA. It is a transcript of the gene APC10, whose product is annotated as anaphase-promoting complex subunit 10. Gene Ontology annotation, cellular component: anaphase-promoting complex. The transcript has 2 exons. Gene Ontology annotation, biological process: protein K11-linked ubiquitination; anaphase-promoting complex-dependent catabolic process. The record is from RefSeq and is a predicted model, not a curated record. NCBI's taxonomy places the organism in Eukaryota, Metazoa, Arthropoda, Insecta, Diptera, Drosophilidae. Bases 104 to 697 code for a protein of 197 amino acids.